UUGCAAGUUCACAGCCAUAGAGGAAUUACACAACAUAAUUUCACAUCUCUCUCUUAAUUCUUUUGCCUAUCCAAAAUGGCACCCAUUGCCAAACAUUUCUCCCUUAUCUUCCUCCUUACUCUCUUGUCUUCACUCCAAAUUCAUGCAAGGGACGGUCAAUUCUUCAACAAAGUCCCCAGCAACAAUGGUGAGAAAGAGACACAAACAGUUAUUCCCAACAAAGAACAAGAACCUAAUUUCAUGCCAGAGAAUGAAAAUGGAGCCUAUGGCCUAUAUGGUCAUGACUCUGUCACCACUAAUAAUCCUUCUGUCCACAAUCUUCCCAACAGCAAAUACCUUCCCAAGAAUUACAACCCUGUUUCUUAUGUGACUGUCCCUGAGGACAACACUAAUGAAAAUGAUUUGAAUAACAAUGAGUUCACACCCAAGCACACUACAACCACCACUGCCUCUAAUAACAACCAAUUCUACAGUGGUCCCACCAAUUACGGGAACAGCAACAACAACAAUAACAACAACCAACAACAGUACUAUAAUGGCGUCAGUGAUUAUAGUACUAGGAGCAACAACCAGCAGCAACAGUUCUACGGCGGUGACAACUUUUACAGUAACAACCAGCAGAAGCAGCAGUACUACAACGGUGGCAACACUUACAAUAAUAACGAUAACAACAACAACAAUGAAGAGGAGGAGUACUACAAUAAUGGUAACACUUAUUACAACAAUAACAACAACAACGAGCAAGAGGAGUUGAGUGAAACAAGAUUAAGUGCCAGUACUUACAGCACCAACCCAACAAAUUACGGAAACAAUUACAACAACAAUCAAGAACAAAGCUACUCCACCAACUACAAUAACUACAAUACUGGCAAAAGUAAUUACAGAGUGCACCAGCAGCAGGGGAUGAGUGACACAAGAUUCUUGGGAAAUGGGAAAUUCUAUUAUGAUAUCAACGCUGGGAAGCAUGCUAGGGAUCCAUAUGAAAAUGCAAGAGAAUUUGCUGCAAUGAACCAACAGUACAACAACAGGAACACCUAUGGAAACAAUGAAUACAACAGCAACAACAACAACUUUGAGAAUGAAGAGGAGUUCCAAGUUGAAGACAACAUGCCUUGAGCUUUUGUUCAACACUUUGAUGAAAAAAAAAAAAAAGUAAACAUAGUGAGCCAAAAGGAAUGUUAUGUGUCCCACAAUUAUCAUUGAUGUUGUUUUCCUUUUUUAUCUAAGUUAUAUUUUAUUAGCAAAAUGUUAAUUAAACUACAGAGUUAUUUUUGGGCGUUUUAUGUAUAAUUAUGAUGAAUUUCUACUGA
This is a messenger RNA of Nicotiana tabacum (common tobacco), 1310 nucleotides long. The record is from RefSeq and is a predicted model, not a curated record. Lineage: Eukaryota; Viridiplantae; Streptophyta; Magnoliopsida; Solanales; Solanaceae.